Molecule: messenger RNA, 756 nt
Organism: Dipodomys ordii (Ord's kangaroo rat)
Lineage: Eukaryota; Metazoa; Chordata; Mammalia; Rodentia; Heteromyidae
Gene: Phlda2
Product: pleckstrin homology-like domain, family A, member 2
Exons: 2
Coding region: 84-479 (131 amino acids)
Biological process (GO): placenta development; positive regulation of apoptotic process
Molecular function (GO): phosphatidylinositol phosphate binding
Source: RefSeq, a predicted model, not a curated record
UUGGGGCGGGGCGAAUAUAAGGAGCGCUCCGGGCCGGCGGCGUGCAGAGCCGGCUCGGCCCCCACCUCGACCGCCCGCGGGACAUGAAGACCCCCGGCGAGGUGCUGCGCGAAGGCGAGCUGGAGAAGCGCAGCGACAGCCUGUUCCAGCUGUGGAAGAAGAAGCGCGGCGUGCUCACCCCCGACCGCCUGCGCCUCUUCCCCGCGGGCCCCGGCGCGCGCCCCAAGGAGCUGCGCUUCCACUCCAUCCUCAAGGUGGACUGCGUGGAGCGCACGGGCAAGUACAUCUACUUCACCAUCGUCACCACCGACCGCAAGGAGAUCGACUUCCGCUGCCCGGGCGAGAGCUGCUGGAACGCGGCCAUCACGCUGGCGCUCAUCGACUUCCAGAACCGCCGCGCGCUGGAGGACUUCCGCGGCCGCCAGGAGCGCGCCGCGCCCGCCGCGCAGCCCGAGUCCCGGGCGGCCCGCGCGCCCUGAGCCCGCGUCGCGAAGCACACGCUGGACCGCACGGGCCGCUGCCGGGCAGGAGCCCCGGGGGUGCCCGACGUGUCGGGGAGCCAGGCCGGCUUCCACCCGCGGACCACGCGAGGACAAGGCGGCGGCCCCGACCUCCCGCGGACCCUCGCCCCGCUGUGCGGGCGCCUUAACUUAUUACUGGACUAUGUAUUUAUUUUGUUGUUACGCCGUUCCGUCUUAAUAUUUUGUUUUUGCAUCCUGGUGCCAUUCCAAAUAAAUGUGUCGAUAUGUGCUUUUU